Molecule: messenger RNA, 1095 nt
Organism: Fusarium graminearum PH-1
Lineage: Eukaryota; Fungi; Ascomycota; Sordariomycetes; Hypocreales; Nectriaceae
Exons: 4
Coding region: 1-1095 (364 amino acids)
Source: RefSeq, a predicted model, not a curated record
AUGCAGCAGGAGCAGGUGAGAGGGAGGCAGGUAUGCAACACUCCAAAAGAGCGGGCAGUCUUAAAACGCAAAAUGCCAUAUGAUUACACGUGCAGUGGAAGCAACGUCGUCAUCAUAACGCAUUGGGGGCCACUCGCUUCGAAGGGACAGUACGAAUCCCACGGCCCAUACCACAUCGCCGCUGUCGUUUACGGAAGAGGAGACAAGGGCAUCGUAUCCUACAAUAUUGCCGAAAAACUGCAAAUCACCGACGGUAAACAAGUUACCAAAGUUCCCCCUGUUGUCUGGAUCUCCUGGACAUUCAAAGGACUCAACCAAAACCUCGAGACCAGUCAAGUCCGCAUCGUGCCAGGACUCAAGCAGGAUCUUGUUCUGGGAGAUAGCACCGACGAAAUCUACCGAAGCUUCCACAUCAGUACCCCAGAAGAGACAGUGUCUCAUCAGUUCAUCACUCGAAACGACUUCGAGAAGCACGGUAUUCUGACUGCAAACAAACGGUCCGAAAAUAAGUUAAAAUCCCUGAUCAGCCUUUAUCUCUCAAAGACUCAACUGGACAAAGUCAAAUCAGACGUUGCUAGUUCAAAACCAGAAGAGAUUGAAAGGCCAUCGGAAUCUAGCUCCGAGUUAUCGCCUGGCUCAACACUUGAUAGUAUCAGCAACACGGGCACAGACGCCGACAACUGGGUCAUGGACUUUGGUAAUAGCAUUCCCAGUGGUUCUCUCCCACAACUAUCUUAUUUAGAUACCCCUGAUCAAACAUGUGGGACUUGCUGCAACUCUGCAGCUCAUCUGGGUCGCACUCACUCCAAGCCUGGGCUCAAAGAUUGUGACGAGGAUCGUGGUUGGGAGGUACCCCAUGAUUCUGUGUCCCAUACUUCACAGGCAGAUUCUCCCAUGUCCAAUUGGUCCUUCGUAAACAAAGAGCCUGGAGAAAUGAAGGAUCAAGAAGUAAUACAGCAGUGUCAACGAAGCGACUUCGAGACGCACCCAGGUCAUAGCUUCUGGGUUUGGGAUCGCCAAAGGCAACUUUGGCGCCGAAGGGGGCGCAGCGGGCUGGAUGAGAGAGAUUGGUUCACUGAAUUGCCUCGUCAAUAA